AUGUCUAAGAAGAAGAAGAUGGAAGCAAAAGGAUUAAGUUCUUUCAAUUGCCAUGAAAAGCAAUUCAAACCACAACAAAUGUUCACCACAAAUCCCACGUUUCCCUUCUUCCACUUGAAAAGGAAUAAGCAAUGUGAAGUUUUGAAGCAAAACGAGAAUAUAAAUAAAUUUUCACAACCCUCCGAAAAGGCAAGUGAUAGCAAUGAGGUGACAUAUUUAUGGAUUCAUAUACAAAACAGAACAAACUAUAAAGGAGUGGGUGAUGAAGGAGGAGGGUUGAUGAAAUAUCACCACAAGAGUCAACUUGUUUUAUUUGCUUCUAGUUCUGUCAUUUCACGAGACAUCACAUCAUGUACUAAAAGUCAAAAUUUGUGUACACAUCGAGUUUUCAAAGCACCACAUAGCAAAUAUAUGCGCACUUUUCAAUGCUUUAUUGAUCCUUUAUUUUCAUCACAGAUCACGUACCAGCAACACCAACCAAAUUGA
Messenger RNA from Clunio marinus, 486 nucleotides. NCBI's taxonomy places the organism in Eukaryota, Metazoa, Arthropoda, Insecta, Diptera, Chironomidae. The record is from the annotation of a GenBank genome assembly.